Molecule: messenger RNA, 1268 nt
Organism: Enhydra lutris kenyoni (northern sea otter)
Lineage: Eukaryota; Metazoa; Chordata; Mammalia; Carnivora; Mustelidae
Product: signal transducing adaptor family member 1
Exons: 9
Coding region: 83-946 (287 amino acids)
Biological process (GO): cell surface receptor protein tyrosine kinase signaling pathway; positive regulation of B cell receptor signaling pathway
Molecular function (GO): protein kinase binding; signaling adaptor activity
Source: RefSeq, a predicted model, not a curated record
GAACAGUUGCUUUUUCCUCUCACACAGGAGAUCUCAUUUUGAGACUGGAUAUAGUUGAAAUCAAACGACAUACUGAGAGGGUAUGAUGGCUAAGAACCCCCCGAAACCAGCCCCUCGCAGGAUCUUCCAAGAAAGGUUAAAGAUUACUGCUCUACCUUUGUAUUUUGAAGGGUUUUUGUUAGUCAAGAGGUCAGAAUACCAGGAAUAUAAACAUUACUGGACAGAGCUGAGAGGAACUACACUUUUCUUUUAUUCUGACAAAAAAAGUCCAACAUAUGUUGACAAGUUAGACCUAAUAGACCUCACAUGUCUUACGGACCAGAAUUCAACUGUAAAGAAUUGUGCAAAAUUCACCCUUGUUUUGCCAAAAGAGGAAGUGCAACUGAAGACAGAGAACACAGAAAGUGGGAAAGAAUGGAGAGGCUUCAUUCUUACAGUAACAGAGCUGUCAGUUCCCCUACACGUGUCCCUCCUCCCUGGGCAAGUAAUUCGACUGCACGAAGUCCUAGAGAGAGAGAAAAAAAGGAGGAUUGAGACAGAGCAGACCCCGAGCUCAGCUGUGGAAAAGAAGGAACCGACCGAAGAUUAUGCAGAUGUACUGAGUCCAAUGCCAGCAUGUUUUUAUACUGUGUCCCGAAAAGAAGCAACUGAGAUGCUUGAGAAGAACCCUUCUUUGGGAAAUAUGAUCCUGAGACCUGGUAGUGACAGCAAAAGCUACUCCAUCACUAUCCGGCAGGAGAUAGACAUGCCAAGAAUCAAGCACUAUAAAGUGACGAGUGUAGGAAAAAACUACACUAUUGAACUGGAAAAACCCGUAACACUCCCAAACCUUUUCAGUGUCAUUGAUUAUUUCAUGAAAGAGACUCGAGGAAAUUUACGACCAUUUAUAUAUUCAGCUGAUGAAAACUUUGAGACUGAAGGAUUUCCUGUAACACCUCUAAAAUAAAAAAAAAAAAAGUUUAAGGUGAUGGUGAAUCUGAUAUAAUUUGCUUCAUGUCAGUUAUCUACUGUUAUGUAACAAACCACCCCAAAACAUGGUAGUUAAAUCGACAACCAUUUUAUUUGCUCACGAUUCUGUGCAUUGGCAAUUUGGAUUGGAUUCAGCUGGGCAGUUCCUUUGCUAGUCUCACUUGCUGUCACUUACACAACUGUAACCAGCUGAUGGCCUGACCGGGGCUGCGUGUUUCAAGUUGGCCUCAUUCACACAUCUGGUGCCGGUGGCCAGCUGGAGCUGGCUGAACCACUCUCCUCACGUAUUCUCUAAUACU